CCACCACUACCACCACUCGGACGGCAUUUCCGCCCCGCCCAUUACCUCACAUCCGCUGGUCCAGUUUGCCCUGAGUUAGCAGUGAGCAUCAGCGGGAAGGGUAGGCGGCGGAAGUGACGUCAUGCGUGUGUGUUAGCCGGAGCGGAGCAAAGCUGCUUUAUACCUGUAUAAAUAAUGUCAGAUGAUUUGUAUGGCAAGUUCCUGGCACCUGAUGAACCAUUCCCCUUGCUACCACAAAGGGGGCACACCAGUGAUGUCGCCAGUCUUGACAUUAGUGAUUUUGGCUGCCAACUUUCAUCAUGCCAUAGAACUGACCCAUUGCGCAGACUCCAUACCAACAGAUGGAAUUUGACUUCCUGUGGGACAAGUGUAGCGAGCUCUGAAUGCAGUGAGGAGCUCUUUUCAUCUGUUUCAUGUGGUGACCAGGAGGACUGCUAUUCCCUUCUGGAUGAUCAGGAAUUCACUCAGAAUGCAUCCUUCGACCUCUUUCCAGAGGGUAGUGUUUGUAGCGACGUAUCUUCGUCAAUCAGUACCUAUUGGGAUUGGUCAGACAGUGAGUUUGAAUGGCAGCUGCCUGGCAGUGAUUUUGCAAGUGGAAGUGACGUCUUGUCCGAUGUAGUUCCCAGCAUUCCGAGUUCUCCUUGCCCUGUUCUGAAGCGAAGAAGCAAACAGCACAGAAGCUUGGAUGAACUUCCUUGGAGCGCAAUGUCUAAUGAUGAGCAGGUUGAAUAUAUUGAAUACCUGAGCCGUAAAGUCAGUACAGAAAUGGGUCUACGGGAGCAGCUGGACAUUAUUAAAAUUAUUGACCCAAAUGCUCAGAUUUCGCCUACAGACAGUGAAUUUAUAAUUGAGCUCAACUGUCUGACAGAUGAAAAGCUAAAGCAGGUCAGAAAUUACAUCAAAGAGCAUGGUGCCCGCCAGCGGUCUGUGCGUGAAAGCUGGAGGAGAGGUAGUUACGCUGGCUGUGGGGUGAGCGGUUUGAGUGGGGCCAGUAGCAGCAGUGGCAGCAUGGUAAGCUCAGUCAGCAGUACUGGAUCCAGUGGCUCUAACUCAGCGUCUGCUUCAAGUGCCAACAUGAGCCGGGCACACAGCGACAGUAACCUUUCCACGAGUGCAGCUGAGAGAAUAAGAGACUCAAAGAAACGAUCCAAACAGCGUAAGCUGCAACAGAAAGCCAUGCGGAAGCGUCAGUUGAAAGAGCAGCGACAAGCAAGGAAAGAGAGGCUGAGUGGCUUAUUUUUGAAUGAGGAAGUGCUCUCUGUGAAGGUGGCAGAGGAAGACCAUGAAGGGGAUGUGGACAUCUUAAUGUGACCAAAUGUAAAAUAGCACUGUACCUUGAAUUUAAAAGCUAACGCAUUAUAACACUAACCGCUUGAAAACUGGAGCUGAAACCUGAAGCAAAAAGCUAAAAGGGGAUGAUUUCCGUUUACAGAUUAACAUUGUGUACCAUAAUUUUUGUUUUUAAGACAACUUGGGUAAUUUUAUUGAAGCUGCUGAAACACUGAUUUAUAUAGAAAACUUUUAAGCGUAGUCGAUAAGGUAUCUAAAUGACUCGACGGCAACAAUAUGCCAUAUAUAUUCCUAUAGCACUAAUAUGAAGUGCACUAUUUUACUAGAAAUACAUUUAAUUUUUGUGCAUUACUGUGGUAUUUGAAAUAUUGCCUGUGGAAGAUACCUAUGUAUUAAGAUGUGUUUCAUGUUUUGAUUCUUUACUUGUGCAACAGUUAUGCAAAAUCUUUGAAAUAUGGAUAAUUUGGCAAUGUUCAAUAAUUGUUGCCACCAGUGGAGUACUUAGCUGCCGUUACAAAAUUGCAUGAUUAGCUCGGUCAGCUCUUACCAUUUUUAUAGAAAGAAUGCCUUGUGUUCUGGCCAUUAUUCAUCCAAAUUGCACAUAUAGAAUCCUGGUGUAUGCAAAGGUUAGGACAAACAAAUUCCUUACGUCCAAUGACUUUUAUUAGAGCAGACUUAAUGGAGAAGGAAAGUCCAGCAGGAACAUUUAUGUUGUUGAAAAUACCCCUUUCCCUUCCUCCUUAUAGGGGGAAAAAAUAAUAGUUGGAACAGAAUUUUGUUUACAAAGCCAUGCUCCUUACUGAUAUGGGGCUUUCGAAGUCAAAUUUCCCUCUCAAACAUACCAUUCGUGAUGUGGUUAAUGGCAAAAAUCUGAAGUGGCUCCAUUGAAGACCUAGGCUUUCCUACUGGUCUGACAGCUGCUUCAGAGCUGUGGUAUUCACUGUUGUCAAAGCCCAACCCACUGUCACAACCCCGCCACAGCCUGUUCCCCAAUGCCAUUGAGACAAGGAAGUGACACUCCGGACAAUUGAAAGUCAUAACUCCAGUGGGUAACCACAAUGUGUGAUAUGUCACCAGACAGGCUGAGAUUGGAGACCAAAUUGAUGGGUCUACGUUCCAAGAGAAAGUGAACACUUUUUUUUAAAAAGAAAAGGUAAAUGAAGAAACCCUUUGAUUAUCUGCAAAGAAUAUUCCCUCCCUCUUCCCUACCCCUUCCUGGUCCCUAGAUUUCCUUUCCUUUCUCACUAUGAUACUGUGUUGGCUGCAGAGCAAAGGGGAAAUAAAAGACUAACAUCCUCUGUGUACUAUAUUUACUGUAAAUUUUAUGGUAGAUAGUUAUAUUUUAGGCAGUGCAAUACAUGGAAGGACUAUAAAGUAGGUUGCGUUCUUAUAACGUGAAGGAAAUGCAUGUCAAAUUAAGUGCGUUAUAUCCAAUAUCUUUAAGUGCAAGAGAAUCCAAAAUUGUUCUUGCAUAUCUUCGUGUGAAGAAAAAAAUAUGCUGAAGCACUAAUAGAUUACAUCAGAUUUCAAUUUUGAAAGAUUAUUGCUGUGCUCCAAAGAGCAAAAAUUAGUGGCCUUUUCUCCCAACUACAUUGUUGUUAAAAUCUUCGCAGGCUCAUAAUUUUUGGUUCAAAUAACUGAUGCCUGUUGUACUAAGCGAAAUGACUUGCCAAUGAGGUCAAAAUUUUAGGUGAGAGAAAAACAAGACUCUUUUACGUAUAGAUUUGACUGUGCGUAAUUUCUCAAAAGUAGCUGGAUGUGUGUGAAAUUCAUUCUCCCUCAUGGUGAGUUAUUUUUGUGCUUGGGUUUUAAGAUUUGACUAAUUCCACAUUUUCUUCGAACAAUUUCUGAAGGUGAAACUUGGGCUAUGGAUUGUAUGUAAAACCUGUGUGCGCGUGUGUGUGUGUGUGUGUUAAACCUGUUGGCCAUUUGAACAUAUGGUUUGCGUGUGCGAGUUGUGCAAGUUCUUUGAGUGUGCCGAAGUAUUGAAAGAGCCGGCCACUGAUGUAGAUAGGUGCAGCACUCUGGCUGAUAUUAACCUGUGAGAUAUGUUCAUAAGCCUGGUGUCUUCAAGGGAGCGUUGGAUGCAAAUAUUUUGCUCCCAGUCCCCAGCACAACAGUAAACCUAACAGUUACUUAAGUGAAAUUGCAGUAACAGGAAUGGUGGAUAUUCUAACCUAUUUGGAUUGUGUUUUAAAAGCCAAACCAGUACUACUUGAAUGCUGCAGAAUCACUAUUGUAAAAGUCAUGUCUUGUGGUAUAUAAUAGAUUGGCAUGGACCUUUCGUCUUGCUGGGCUGUACAUAAAGUCGCCUCUUGAUAUAUUAAUGUAAUUUUUGUGGCCCUAUUGAAUAUGCGAAAAUGUGACUGAAAAUACUGGCAAUGACUGAUUUCUGUAGCACUGUUUAGGGAUGGGUCAUUCCAUUUUACUGUAUCUGCUGCUUAUGCCUGCUCAAAAUUGUACAGUGAUCAUAGUUUUUAAAAAAAAAUCACAAAAAGAAUGCAGGUUUUUGAUUUAUUUUUUGCAUAACAGAAUCUUUUAUGAAUUCUGCAGGUUACUGUUUUCUAUUGGAGUAUAUUAAAAUUAUUUACAUGUCAA
Molecule: messenger RNA, 3888 nt
Organism: Carcharodon carcharias (great white shark)
Lineage: Eukaryota; Metazoa; Chordata; Chondrichthyes; Lamniformes; Lamnidae
Gene: fam199x
Product: family with sequence similarity 199, X-linked
Exons: 8
Coding region: 175-1311 (378 amino acids)
Source: RefSeq, a predicted model, not a curated record